CAAUUAUAAUUAACAUAUCGGCUUUAGUUAUCACGGCCGCAUUUCUUUUGUUGUGUUUUAUGUCCGUUUCUUGCUAAAAAUUACUACUGGUUAUUAUCGAGACAUAUUAGCCACAAAUUUAUUGGCUUGGUCCAUCUUAACUCAACAUCCAAAAAAAAAAAAAAAGAAAAAAACUACCUUUCAACAAAAUGGAGAGUGGAACGUCUGCUUCUCGUAAGACGUGGGAGUUAGAAAACAACAUUAACACAUUGCCCAGCUGUGAUGAAAUAUUCCGUUAUGAUGCAGAGCAGCAGAGACAAAUAUUAGAUGCUAAACCAUGGGCAAAAGAUCCUCAUUAUUUUAAGGAUAUAAAGAUUUCAGCUUUAUCACUUUUGAAAAUGGUUAUGCAUGCACGUUCAGGUGGUACACUAGAGAUAAUGGGCUUAUUAUUGGGUAAAGUAGAAGACAAUACUAUGAUUGUAAUGGACGCUUUUGCUUUGCCUGUGGAGGGCACCGAAACCCGUGUCAACGCUCAGUCCCAGGCCUAUGAAUACAUGUCAGCUUACAUUGAUUCUGCUAAGGAGGUAGGUCGCUUAGAGAAUGCUAUCGGCUGGUAUCAUAGCCACCCCGGCUACGGUUGUUGGUUAUCGGGCAUUGAUGUUAGCACCCAAAUGUUAAAUCAAACCUAUCAAGAACCGUUUGUAGCUAUCGUAGUUGAUCCGGUACGUACAGUGUCCGCGGGCAAGGUAUGUUUGGGUGCUUUUCGCACAUAUCCUACGGGAUAUAAGCCCCCUAACGAGGAGCCGUCGGAAUAUCAAACAAUACCGUUAAAUAAAAUCGAAGACUUCGGUGUACAUUGCAAACAGUAUUAUCCUCUGGAAGUUAGUUACUUUAAAUCAGCAUUGGAUCGUAAACUUUUGGACUCGCUCUGGAAUAAAUAUUGGGUCAACACUUUGGGCAGUUCAGGGCUCUUAACUAAUACAGAUUACACUACAGGUCAAAUAUUUGAUUUAUCUGAAAAAUUAGAGCAAAGUGAAACCAGUUUGGGCCGUGGCUCCUUUUUAGUGACAGGUGGAGACGUUAAUGAAAAACGUACUGAAGAUAAAUUAACCAAAGCUACACGCGAUAGCAGCCGCACGUCAAUUGAGUUAAUACAUGGCCUGAUGGCUCAAAUUGCUAAAGAUAAGCUAUUCAAUAAGAUUGGGUUGGCUAAAUAAACUGCUCAGUGGAUCCACGCCGUUAUAAAUGUCCAAUUAAAAAUAAAAAACAAUUUUGAAGAAUCGAAAAGCAGAAUUUUU
Molecule: messenger RNA, 1277 nt
Organism: Glossina fuscipes
Lineage: Eukaryota; Metazoa; Arthropoda; Insecta; Diptera; Glossinidae
Gene: CSN5
Product: COP9 signalosome complex subunit 5
Exons: 3
Coding region: 189-1196 (335 amino acids)
Biological process (GO): protein deneddylation
Cellular component (GO): cytoplasm; COP9 signalosome
Molecular function (GO): deNEDDylase activity; metallopeptidase activity; protein binding
Source: RefSeq, a predicted model, not a curated record